Molecule: messenger RNA, 2921 nt
Organism: Tuber melanosporum (Perigord truffle)
Lineage: Eukaryota; Fungi; Ascomycota; Pezizomycetes; Pezizales; Tuberaceae
Exons: 3
Coding region: 367-2484 (705 amino acids)
Biological process (GO): anatomical structure morphogenesis; cell differentiation; negative regulation of transcription by RNA polymerase II
Molecular function (GO): RNA polymerase II cis-regulatory region sequence-specific DNA binding; DNA-binding transcription factor activity, RNA polymerase II-specific
Source: RefSeq, a predicted model, not a curated record
CGCAUUUUAAUUUUUUUUGUUCCUCUUCAUUAAAUUUUAUGUUUUUCUAGAAAAAAGUUCCUGGGGAAAAGCCUUAUUAACGACCAGCAGAAUUUACGGAAGAGGCUACCUAGAAGACAGUUUUUUUGCGGAAUACGGUACGGUACGAGUAUCACUGGGAUAGCUUGCACUUUAAACGCGAAACGAAGCUUGCCGCGAUUGACAAAGAACGGCGAAGAACAGACCUCGAGACCAAUUUCAUCCUUCUUAGCCAUAAGUUUCGGCCUGGGGCAGUCUAAUUCUGUCUUAGAAAGUUGGUUGGAGCUCCGGAGCUUAAUUUGCUAUCAUUUCCUUCUGAGAGAGCUUGGAAGGCGGAAGGAAAGAACCAUGGCAGAGACAGUGGUUGAAGCUCCAAAUGUCGACGAAGAAGCUGGUGGUUUGAGGGUUUUGCUCGAAGAAGAUCUUUCGGAUUCACGAAGUUUGAUGGAUAAUACACCUUCACUUAUGGCCGCCGGUUCAACUUCGCCACAGGUGGAUGUUAAUGCUAUGGUGGUCGCUCAACAGCACGCCGCCGCCCAUCAAGCUCGGGCUGCUGCCGCUCUGGAACAGGCAGAUGCUGCGGAAGAGCGGAAUCACCGUCAGAACCACCCGCAACUACAGCAUGUCAUUAAUAAUGCUCAUUCACAGGCGCCCGAGAAAGUACCAGUAUCGUCAACUCCCCCACCCCCCUCCACCGUCACACAAGAUCUACCACAACAGACUGUACCACAUGCCGCACCUAUCAAGAUCCCAUCAAGAAGCACUGUGGAGGAGGAGAAUGGAAUGCCUGGUACCCCUGGCACCUCCGAUCUAGCUCUGUUAGUUGUCUCACCGUCGAAUAUAUGCCUCUGCCAACAACCUGCAAGGAUUCCGCGACCGAGAAAUGCCUUCAUUCUUUUUCGUCAACAUAACCAGGCUGCUGUUGUUGCAAAGCAUCCUGGCAAACCUAAUCCGGAAAUAUCCAAGAUAAUUGGUGAGAUGUGGAGAGAAAGUUCGCAAGAAGCAAAGAAUCUUUGGCAAAGGCAUGCUGAUGAAGAGAAAAAGAAGCACUUCGCGAGAUAUCCAGAAUACCGAUACCAGCCUCGUAGGAAUGGCAAGAAAAAUGCUGCCGCAGCCGCAGGUGCUUCUGGGAGUGCCUCCGGGGGCGCUAUUUCACCGCCUCUCGAGACUGCCAUAUGCUCAACGUGCGGUGGUCGUACUGGGAGUCUUUCGACACCCCAAACACCUGCAACUCCAGGGUCGGCCGUGCCCAAGACACCUGGACUGUCCCAACUACCACAUAGUGCACGAACUCCAACCUCGGUCCCCCCUCCAUCGAAAAGAAGGCGAGCUGGCACAGAGGACGAUGCCCCCAGAUGUAGCACGGGAAGCCCAGCCGGUCCGGUAGGCGAACAAGCGGGCAUUGAAGCGUUGCUCCAGCUUGGGAAUCUGGGUGAUGACGAAAAUAUCGUGGCUACAGAACUCCAAGCAUCUACCAAGCGUCAGAAGAUGAAUGGAGGAUCCCCUACGACAGAUGCGCUUACGACAUCACCGCUACAGCACAGCCUAUACCCGGGCCAUUUCCCCCUGCAGUCACAUAAUCCUAACAUCGACCCCUUCCUCCAGCAAAAUAGCUUUGAGCAAAGUAUGCCUAGUCUAGAUGCUGACGGGAGCCUAACCAGCGGCCCACACCAGAUUUCCAACUUUUCCCCAGAAUUGCCAGAGCCCCACAUCCCCAAACCGAUAUCUCCGAUGCAGAAAAUAAGAGCUUUCAAUUGUAUAUGCAAACCCCUUCCGACCGGUGCGGGCUUUUCUCGACUGCCGGUUAUCGCAAUCGAAGGCGAUGACAUUGAGGCGGUAUCAGAGCUUUUCCAUGCAGUUGCGAAGCUGAUAUCCAAUUCUGACCCUAUUGAUAUCAUUGAUGAACCGGAUAUUUCCGUUUCAGAGCAGCCUCACAAGUUGGAGGAGAGUACCGAGAUAAGCGAUGGAUUGUUGAUGCCGGCAGGUGACGGUAACGAUCUCGAUUCGGCAGGUGUCCUUAAAGACGCCGAAGAUGACCUUGAGGCUGCGAAAUACCUCGAUCAUGUUGCUUCGUGGAGGAGGAGAUGUCUCCGGAUCAAGAAUGCAGUGAUGCAUAGCAACGGCGCAUCUCAACGAAUGGUUUUGGUGAAUCGGUAUAUGGUUUCCAGAAGCAAUUCUGCCUAUGCAAAGCUCUCAUCCGAUGGCCUUUCAGCGCUCCAGCAUUGGCAGUGGUGUGCGACUGUGUGGCGGGGUUGCAUUGGACCGGACAUGACUAUAUAUGUUGUGAAUGUGCCUAAUGGGAGCAUUGGUGGAGAUGCGGUUGAGGCGAAAGAGGGGGGAAAAGUGGUUUUUGUGAAGAAAGAAGUCGGGGAACUUGGGAGAAAAGCCUGGGAAGAAAAGGUUAUUAGGAGGUUGGCAUUCGAGGUUGGUGAAAUUGUCAGGAGUUUAAAGGGAUUUAUGGGUUGAUGGGUAAUGAACCGCGUAUAAUGAAUGAGUUAUGGUAAUACAAUUGGCUUGUGUUCUUUCAUCUUUGUUCUCUGUUCUACCUAUUAUUACCCCCCCCUUUUUUGGUUCACAUUUUUCUUUGCAUUCUUCAUUUUGGUUUUAUACAUUCUCAGAUCUUGACGACCCAUUUUUCCCCCCAUCCCUUCACUUUUCCCUCAACUCAAAAAAGUAUUAUGUCUCCGCUUCGCUUUUCACCCCUUUUCUGUUCUUUCCCGUAAGAUAUCUUGUGUUUUGUCAUUCCUGCUUCUGUCGCUGCAUCAGAAGACUUUCUUUCCAUAUAUUCGACAAUUUCUUUCAUUGGAUGUUCAAACUGGAGUUUUUAAAGGGGGAAAAGGAAGAAAGAAACAUGUAAAUCGCCAGUCCCUUCAACAACAAUACUACCAAGCGUUAGUUCGUUA